AUGAUCGGCAACGUCUAUGUGAAGUACUACCACGAAGAGGAUGCCGAAAGAGCGUUGAUGAAGCUGACGGGUCGUUUCUACAGCGGCAAGCUCAUCCAGGCCGAGUACACGACGGUCUCCGAUUUCCGCGAGGCGCGCUGCCGAGCGUUCCACGAGACGCGUUGCAACCGUGGAGCUUAUUGCAACUUCAUGCACAUCAAGCACAUUCCGCGAGCAAUCAAGCGGCGCGUGGUGCGAGAGAUGUACGACGACCAUCCCGAGUACCUGGGCCAGACGGCCAAGAAGUCGAAAAAGGACAAGGACAAGGAUCGCGACCGCGACCGCGACCGCCGCAGCCGCUCAAGGCGCCGCGAGAAGGAGAAGAAGGAGAAGGACCGCGGUGACAAGGGCGCUGCUGCUCCACCUGCUCGUCAAACCUCAGAGGAGCGCCGGGCAAUGAUUGCAUCUUGGAAUGCUGAGAAGGAGAGCGGCGUGGUAGCCUGA
Molecule: messenger RNA, 483 nt
Organism: Symbiodinium sp. CCMP2592
Lineage: Eukaryota; Dinophyceae; Suessiales; Symbiodiniaceae
Source: the annotation of a GenBank genome assembly